CUUUUAUUGUUUUUUCUGCGGCUCUUCUCCUUGUGCUACGAGUUAGCAUGUCUGGACGCGGGAAGCAGGGCGGCAAGGCGCGCGCCAAGGCCAAGACGCGCUCGUCGCGGGCCGGACUCCAGUUCCCGGUGGGGCGCGUGCACCGCCUGCUGCGCAAGGGCAACUACGCCGAGCGCGUCGGGGCCGGCGCGCCCGUGUACCUGGCGGCCGUGCUGGAGUACCUGACGGCCGAGAUCCUGGAGCUGGCGGGCAACGCGGCCCGCGACAACAAGAAGACGCGCAUCAUCCCGCGCCACCUGCAGCUGGCCAUCCGCAACGACGAGGAGCUCAACAAGCUGCUGGGCAAGGUGACCAUCGCGCAGGGCGGCGUCCUGCCCAACAUCCAGGCCGUGCUGCUGCCCAAGAAGACCGAGAGCCACCACAAGGCCAAGGGCAAGUAAAAGCCUGCAGCGCGGGGCGGCCACUCGGCACUUG
Molecule: messenger RNA, 474 nt
Organism: Pteronotus mesoamericanus
Lineage: Eukaryota; Metazoa; Chordata; Mammalia; Chiroptera; Mormoopidae
Product: histone H2A type 1
Exons: 1
Coding region: 48-440 (130 amino acids)
Biological process (GO): heterochromatin formation
Cellular component (GO): chromatin; nucleosome
Molecular function (GO): structural constituent of chromatin; protein heterodimerization activity; DNA binding
Source: RefSeq, a predicted model, not a curated record